AUGACAGGAUCUAUCUAUCAUGAAAGACAGGUGAAGGAGUUGUGCGCUUUGCACGCGCUUAACAAUUUGUUCCAGGAGAGAGGGUUCAGCAAGCAGGAGCUGGACCAAAUAUGCUAUGGACUGAGUCCAGAUGUGUGGAUCAACCCCCACAAGUCGCUGCUCGGGCUCGGGAACUAUGACAUUAAUGUCAUUAUGGCUGCCUUGCAGAAGAAGGGCUGCGAAGCUAUUUGGUUUGAUAAGCGAAGAGAUUUGAAUAGUCUAAAUUUGGACAAAAUAGACGGAUUCAUUCUUAACGUUCCAACGGAAUAUAAACUAGGAUUUGUACUCUUACCCUUAAAAAAACGUCAUUGGAUAGCUUUACGUAAGAUAAAAGGUGCCUUUUACAACCUUGACUCUAAGCUGGACUCUCCGGUGUUGAUUGGCAACAACGAUGAAUUGAUAGCAUAUCUUAAGGACCAAAUACUGAGUAAAGAAAAGGAAUUACUUCUUGUUGUUUCGCGAGAAAUAGCAAACAAUCAAGAUUGGCUGAUAAAAUUGGAUAACGGUAAUGAUAUUAUUAACUCUAAAAAAUUUAUUGAAAAUAACGAUGAUGAUAAUAAUAAGUACUCUCACGACAACGACGAAAAUAACCAUCGGUUUAUAAAUGUGUCUGACAUUACUCUUGACUUGAAUAAUGAUAAUCAAAUAAGUGAAACUAAAAAUUCUGGUGAUUAG
This is a messenger RNA of Cotesia congregata, 714 nucleotides long. NCBI's taxonomy places the organism in Eukaryota, Metazoa, Arthropoda, Insecta, Hymenoptera, Braconidae. The record is from the annotation of a GenBank genome assembly.